Cordyceps militaris CM01 is the source of this 411-nucleotide messenger RNA. RefSeq lists its product as uncharacterized. The coding region runs from base 1 to 411 and encodes 136 amino acids. Gene Ontology annotation, molecular function: nucleic acid binding. Gene Ontology annotation, biological process: tRNA splicing, via endonucleolytic cleavage and ligation; tRNA-type intron splice site recognition and cleavage. Gene Ontology annotation, cellular component: tRNA-intron endonuclease complex. The transcript has a single exon. Lineage: Eukaryota; Fungi; Ascomycota; Sordariomycetes; Hypocreales; Cordycipitaceae. The record is from RefSeq and is a predicted model, not a curated record.
AUGUCAUCCCGGAUUCAGCAGCCUGAAAAUGCGGCCCUUGCUGUCAUGAAAAAUUUGCAGGACCAGCAUGACUGGACAGAUCUGGAAUUCAUCUACCUCAAGGGCCCAACUAGGGCUUUGGUGAAAGGUCUUCCUAGCAAGCGACUAUAUCUGCAUCCAGAUGACCAGAUCGCAGCGCUUGCACAAGAGCAAGCUACCGGCGAGCGAGUGCCCCAGGAAGCCGUACACGAAUUCGUACUACCAGUUCAUCUAUCGGAAAAAUGGUCUCUAGCCGACUUUGCGGCUGUUUUCGACUCGUUCACAAAUACGGACACACGCGAGAAGAGGAUUGUGCUUGCAACACUGCACAAUGACUCUACAGUGGUGUAUUACAUCAUGCAGGAGGGCAUGGUCAAGCCACGCCAAAACUAG